GCGAUGGCCGCUCGAUAUACAUUAUUUUGAUUUCAGAUGUAAACAAAGAAUUCGGUAAAUUUUAGGGGGUCGUAACGGAAGUGCUUGAUAUCCGAAAGUGAUAGCAUGGAUCCAGACAACGGACCGGAAACACAACGAGCUCUCAGUUUGCAAUGGAAAAGCUAUAAGCUUGUCCAGGACCCUGCGAUCCGAAGGGUUGCUCAGAAAAUAUACAGAUAUGAUGGAGUGCAUUUCAGUGUGCCGGACGCUGGGUUUCCCCCAGUGGGAGACCUACGUGACCCAAGACCUCGAAGGAUCUGGUCCAGACACACAGAGCUAACCCUUCCAGUACCUAAGUUGAAGCUGGAUGAGUUCUACGUGGGUCCUAUCCCCCUCAAGGAGGUGACCUUUGCUCGUCUCAAUGACAACAUCAAGGAGCCCUUCCUCGCAGAGAUGUGCUCCAAGUUUGGAGAGGUGGAGGAGAUGGAGAUACUGUUUCAUCCCAAGACUCGGAAGCACCUGGGUCUGGCCCGAGUGCUUUUCACCAACACCAGAGGCGCAAAAGACACAGUGAAGCACCUGCACAACACUUCUGUCAUGGGCAACAUAGUACAUGCUCAGCUAGACAUUCAAGGCCAGCAGAGGACAAAAUAUUACGACCUCAUAGUGAGCGGAUCGUACACGCCGCAGACUGUGCCUCUUGGAGGAAAGGCUCUGACAGAGAGACUCCAGCCCGCGGCCCCCCCCCAGCCUGACACAUCGUCAGAUAUCAGACGGAGGCUCUCGUCAGAUCUUCCCGCCGUGACAGGUGCUCCCGCUCUCACCCCUGGCAGUGUCACCCCAUGCUCCGUCGACACCGGCUUCAGCGAGCAGCGCCUGGACACGCCCCCUUCCUCCAUGGGCGGACCCUACACCCCUGGUUCCUCGGUGUCUUCCCAAGGUGGAGGAACACCCUACACGCCACGCUCGGGGACGUCCUUCUUACAAGACUCAGGCUACGCCGUGUCCAGGCAUGGCUAUAAUGCUGGCUAUCCUUCCCAGGACAUGUUACCCUCUUCCUCGUGUUCCUCCUCCGCAGUGUCCUCCUCAGUUGGGGGAUACAAGGUGUCUCGUUACCCAGACGAUCCUCAAGAUCCCUCAGGGUACCAUAAAGGUCGGUCCACGUACGCCCCCUUCCGUCCCAACGAGCCCCCGGGUUACUCCACACACCCCAACGCUGGGGGGGUCGGACACUUGACUCACCAUCUCGGGAUGCCACCGCCACCCUCUGGGCCGCAGUAUGAGCAGCCGUCCCUGUCAGACAGGGAGCGGGAGAGGGACCGGGACCGGGAACGAGACUCUGGGCGCUACGGCGCGGGCGGGAUCAGUUCCAGGAGGUCGUCUUACCACGGCCACACGCAGGAGGCCAACGCCUCGUCCAAGUCCUCGUACCACUCCCAUCACUCUCACCACCACUCAGAGCGCAGGGAGGAGAGAGGCUACAGGCGGGACAGCCUGGGCUCCCGCUCCAGCGACCACGGCCACCAGAGACACCGCAACCACCACCACUCUCACAAUCAUCACAGCGGCAGCGGCGGCAGCAGCGGCAGUGGGGGGCGGCGGAGAAGCAGUCACGACAGGGACAGGGAGCGCGACAGAGACAGUGACUACUCUGGCAACUCGGAUCCCAGGUUCAAUUCCAACUCCCACCGGUCCUCCUCAAACAGCAUGUCCCCUCCUCCCUCCUCGUACCCCGCCCACUCCUCAGCCAAAGACCCCGCCCCUCCGCCUUCUCACGACCCGCCCGUCUCCUCCCGCCUGGGGGGGGCCAGCGCAGGGGAGAGGGCAUCUGGGCCGGGGGUGGGUGCCGACAAAGACUAUCAGACACUACACCACACUCCUCUGCCGCCUCCCCCUCCUCCCCCACCGCCUCCACUCCCCCCAGCCUCCGUCAUCGCAGCGGCUGUAGCCGAGACACUCGGUGCCCUGGACUUUGGCCAAGAGAGCCCAGUUAGGGAGGAGCAGUGGACCAAGCCCAAACGCCGGCCCAGCACUCCGCCCCCACCUCCUCAGACCCCUCCUCCGUCCUCUCCUCCCCAUUCCUCCAUCGCCUCCUCCUCAACCUCUCCCUCGUCCACCUCCCUCCCUCACCAUCUUCCGGCCUCCUCCGUUUCCCUCUCUCCGCCCCCUGCGCAGCGGGACUCCUCCUCCCCAGAGCCAGACACUACCAACGAGAGCCUGCCGUUUGUCUACCACAGCAGCAGCCUCGACUCGCGUAUCGAGAUGCUCCUGAAAGAGCAGAAGGCCAAGUUCUCCUUCCUGGCGUCGGACGAGGAUGAGGAGGAGGACAGGAAGGAGGAGCGGCAGAAAGAGAAAGCCGCGGCGAGAGAGGGAGGAGAGCGAAGGAAAGGGAAGGGAGAGGCGGCGGCGGCGGCUGGGGAGAAGAAGAGCGGCGAGAGAGAGGUGGACGGAGAUAAGGACAGACGCCGGAGGCAGGGAGACUCGGAGGGAGGCCCGCGGAGGAGAGGAGAGCGAGAGCGAGAAGGCCGCAGAGGGAGGAAACACGGUGCAGGUGCCGAUGGGAGGAAGAGUCCUCCUGUUGUGGCGCCAGCCACACCCUCCUCCUCCUCAACCUACUCCCCUCACGUCCCUGCCUCAGAAGACCCCCUGGCCCAGAACAGCCUGCCUGGGCCAGGCCAGCUGCAGGACCAGUCUCCACAGCCGCCGUCAGCUGACCCACGCACCAGGCAGGGGGCACGCACACCUCCUCACAACGGACAGACGUCUCCUCACUCCUCAGGAGAAGACAUGGAGAUUUCUGACGAGGAGGACGAGAACCCAAUCCCAGCAGUGAGCACCCACCUCCCCACCCCCUCGUCCGCCUCCUCCCCGUCCUCGUCCCAGGGUGCCCUGCCCUCUAAAACGGCCGACCCCUCAUCCUCCCCGCCGCCCAUCUCCGACUCCACGCAGCACUUUGGCACCUCCAUGCCCCCUCCGCCCAUCCCCUCCUACCUCCCUCCUCCCCCUGGGUUCUCCCUCCAGCCCCCGCCGCCCCCAGGCAUCCCCCCACCUCUCGCUCACAUGGAGCUGCACUCGGAGUACCCCCCUCCCAUGCCCCCGCACAUGUACGACUACGCCAGCUCCAUGGAGCUGAUGAACCAGUACAGCGGUGGAACCCCCAUGUCCUUCCAGAUGCAGACCCAGAUGCUCAGCCGACUGCACCGCAUGUCCUCCGCCAACGGCACCGCCGCCCCCGGCGAGGCCCUCCCGACAGACUACCCCUCCUCCUACCACCUCCACGCCAUGCCCCCUCCCCCACACCCGCACCACCCGUACAUGGACCAAGAAGGAGGCGGGGCUGCUGGCCACUACGACCAGGAUCACCGCUACAUGCCCCCUCACAUGCCCUACACUUACCCAGACCCCCACGGCUCUCAGAUCCCACCCCCUCCCCACCACGGCAUCCCCCCUCCGCUCACAUCCUGGGCUCACCACUACCCGUACCCUUCCUACAUGCCCCCGCCCGGCUACGGGACAAUGCCACCCGGGGAGGGAGAUGCACCCUACGGGGAGGCGGGUGACCAGAUGCCCCUGCUGGCAGAGAGCCCACACGAGGCUACUGUUCAGCUGGUGCUGGCCACUCUCAUCCAGGAGAUGAAGAACAUCAUGCAGAGGGACCUGAACCGAAAGAUGGUGGAGAACAUCGCCUUUGCCACCUUUGAUGAGUGGUGGGAACGUAAGGAGACCAAGGCUAAGGUAAGGAAGGAGCCUUUCCAGACCAUGGUCAGGGGGGUUUCGGCUCUGCGGGACGAUGAGAAGAAGGAGGAGAAGGACAAGGCCAGCAAGCCCCGCGAGCCUCUGCUGUCUCUGGUGGACUGGGCCAAGAGUGGAGGCAUGGAGGGCUUCUCCCUACGAGGGGCGCUACGCCUGCCCUCGUUCAAGGUGAAGAGGAAAGAGCCUCAGGAGCUGGGAGAUGGAGGAGAGAUGAACAUGAAAAGGCCUUCCACCCCACCGGAGGAUGAUGACGAAGGCGCAGACGGCAGAAGGGCAGAGGGAGAAGGGAGCAGGACGGAGAGAGACCGCAGGAGGAGGAGGAAGAAGCACAGGAGCAGGAAGCCCUGGGACCUGGACAGUGAAGGAGAAGAGACCUCGGACGGCUCCUCCUCCGAGAAGGAUGAUGAGAGUGGAAAGGAAUCUGAAGAUGAGGCUCUGAGUGCAGACAGCGACGAUGAGAGCCUCUCCUCCUCCUCUGGGAGUUCCUCUUCCUCCUCCUCCUCCUCCUCCUCCUCCUCUUCAUCCGAUGAGGAGGAUGGAGAGUUGGCCGGGGAAAGCGAGGGUUUGGACACCAUGGAUGAGUCCACAAUGGACAGCACGGCCCUGGAUGCAGAGAAGGAGCAUUACAGAGAAAAGGGCCGCAUCCGUUUAGCACCCUCAGGUGCUGUUCUCAAGGAUCCCCUCAGCGCACAGGUCAAAGCAGGGGACAAUUUGGACAAGACUGGAAUAGCAAAAGCACCCAGCAUUCGCCCUCCAUCCCCCCCAGGACCACGUCCUUCCUCCCCCAUUGUUCUCGUGCCCCCCCUCAAGAAACGCAGGAAGACCGUGUCUUUCUCCACAGAGGACGGCGAUUACAAAAUGCCCAUGCCAACAGCCCCCCUCUCCCCAUCACCCUCCGUGCCAGCUCAGUCUCCCCUCCUCUCCCCCGUCAAGGCCCUGCCUCCAGACUCCAUCCUCACUGCCUCUCCUCCGGCUCAGUCCUCCAAGUCCAUCCGCCUUCUCCCCUUCGCCUCCAAACCGGGCGAAGGCAACGCCCUCUCCCCGUCCUCCCCUGCUUCUGUUCUCACUGUGUCCCCCUCCCUCUCUGUACGCUACGACGACUCCAAAAAGAGUCCCAAGUCCCCCUCCAGACGGGGGGCGGGCAAGGACUCGGCCAAGCCCUCUGCCCCUCCCGUUCUGGUGUGCCGCACUGUGCAGAACCUCCCCCUGGACCACGCCUCCAUGGUCAGGAUGGCUUUCGAGGAGCCCCCACCACCACCCCCCGUCCAGAAAAGACCCCGAGGCCGUCCUCGGACAGUCAGCUUGUCGGCUCCCGCUUCCUCCCACCCUCACACCCUCAACGAGGAGGAUGAGGAUGAGGAGGAGCGGGAGCAGAGGCUGAGACUCAGGGAGCAGCUGGGGGCCUCCAGCCUGCUACAGCUGGCCUCCGCCCCCACGGCAGACCUGGCCGUGCUGGCCCACGUGGCCCUGAAGCUGGACCCCGAGGCCGGCGACUCGGAGGAGACGGAAACGUCAGACGAGGCUGAGGAGCAGAAGAUGGAGGAGGACAUGUUGCUGUUGUCCCCCGAGCCCCUCUCCCUGGUCAUGGACCCAGAGGGCCUAACCGUCCUGCACGAGCACAACUACUCCAGAGGCCCCGCCCACCUGGCCCCAGCCCCCAGGAAGUCCUUGUCUGUGCUGCUGCCUGCAGACCUCAACCACCCCGCCAUCUCCGGGGUGCUGGAGGCUCCAGAGGAAGUCAUCGGAGAGGCCGUGGCCCCCAGGGGAGAGGCUGCAGAGCUGCUGUCUGGGAUGGGUCUGCUGUGUGAGGCCGGAGACGGGGCCAAGGCCUCAGCUCUGGCCUCCACGCACAAGAAGAAGGGCGUGGGCGCUCGGGAGCUCGAACUCGAUAAGACGAAGAACAAGAAGCGGAAGAGGAAAGAUAAAGAAAACGUUGAGCUGCAACCCACGAAAAAGCAGAAGGAACAGCAGGGCAAGAAACCGAGAAAGAGGAAACAAGAGGAGUCUGACCUGGAGGUGGACGUGGAGGAGCUGGAGCCAGGCGAGCUGUCCAGCACGGACGAGGAGGACGAGGACUUUGACGACCUGAGGAAGAGCGAGCGUCUCUUCCUCCAGGAGGCCGGCUUGACGUCGUCCCAGCGCUGGCCCAAACCCACCCCGGCUCCCCAAACCCCUCUCAUCACCUACGACCAGCGCAGCGAGUUUGAGCAGAUGACCAUCCUGUACGACAUCUGGAACUCUGGCCUGGACAUGGAGGACCUGAGUCUGCUUAAGACCACCUAUGAGAAACUGCUGCAGGACGACCACAGCACGGACUGGCUCAACGACACCCAUUGGGUCCACCACACUGUUACCAACCUCCCGAACCCUCGGCGGAAGAAGAAGAACCCAGACGGGCAGCUGAGGGAGCACGUGACAGGAUGUGCCAGGAGCGAGGGCUACUACGCCAUCAGCCGCAAGGAGAAGGACGUGUACCUGGACCUGGACCUGCCAGAGCAGGCCAUCCUGGAGGCCCAGGAGAACAUGGACAGCUCUGGUACUAACCGGCUGCUCUCUGAGAGGCGCUCUGAACAGCGCCGACUCCUCACAGUUAUCGGCACGCCGGCGGUGAUGGACUCCGACCUGCUGAAACUCAACCAGCUCAAGUUCCGUAAGAAGAAGCUUCGCUUUGGGCGCAGUCGGAUUCAUGAGUGGGGCCUGUUUGCUAUGGAGCCCAUCGCUGCUGAUGAGAUGGUGAUCGAGUAUGUGGGACAGAACAUCAGACAGAUGGUGGCAGACAAUCGAGAGAAGCGCUACGCCCAGCAGGGCAUUGGAAGCAGCUACCUGUUCAGAGUGGAUCAUGACACCAUCAUCGACGCAACGAAAUGCGGCAACCUGGCGCGCUUCAUAAACCACUGCUGCACUCCUAAUUGCUACGCCAAGGUGAUCACCAUCGAGUCCCAGAAGAAGAUUGUGAUCUACUCUAAGCAGGCCAUUGGCGUCAACGAAGAGAUUACUUACGACUACAAAUUCCCCUUGGAGGAAAACAAGAUCCCCUGCUUGUGUGGAACUGAGAACUGCCGUGGGACCCUCAACUAAAAGCGAUAGCAUUCAUCACUUGCACUCUUGCACCAAUAGGAUGGCAGCAUUUCCACUGAGCCCUCCCCCCCUCCCCACCCAAGGUUUCCAAACAUCAAUCCAGACAACUCAUCACCACCACGUCAUCCUGCCGCCUGUCUUUAUUGUAGGAAAACGGACACAAACUCAUUUGCACUGUUCUCACCCAUUCGAUAUCCUGGCAGUUGGAUGGGUCCGUUGUGUGAGGCUUUCGACAGCAUGGAGAGCUUGUAUUUGUUCUAGGAUGUAGGGUUAGAGAAACUCAUUCAAGACACCUUUUUCUUUUUUUCCAUGCCAACCGCCUUCCCCACAAGAGAAUGCAGCCUACCAACAAUAGCAUAGUGUCGACUUUGCCGGUGUCAACCAGCUGCCCAAACAGAUCCGCACACAGACGCACAGUAUAACAAACAGAUUCAGGGUUUUUAAGGCGCUCGUUCAAAGCGCAGUUUUAGUUAACACACUCUGAUCCAUUCGGGACUUCAGUUAUGCAAGAUUUCCAAAAAUGAAUAUCAUUAACCUUUUUCAUUUUAUAGUAUUAUAUAUUAUUAUAAUUGUUGUUCUUGUUAUUUAGUUGUGUUAGCUGUAAGUAUCUUACAGUAAAGUGAAGUGUGCUCGCCGUCAUCAGUGGCUUUGUGAUUCACCAACCCCUACUGCGUCCUCCGUCAUGUGACUCCCCCUCUCGCCAGCUUCUGAUUGGAUGAGAGGCCAAAGACCUUUGAGCGUUUGUUUUUCAGACCAAUGCUACAUUUGGGCAAAUUAUUUGGUGUCACGUUCUACCAUGAGCACCGGGUGUUAGUGUUCAGAACUCACGCAGUUUGGAAGUUAUUUUACGUUCUCCUUCCCCUCUUGAUGUUCUGUAAUGAGCCUUGUUUUAUCCGAUAGGUCAGCAAAGAGUGGCUGUUUUUAUAGGACCAAGGUAACUAAAGUUCACCUGCCCCCUUGUCACAAAAAGUGUGCAUGUUUAUUUUUUUAACCCCAUGGUAUGAAUGUGCUCUGUACACUUGUGUUCUUGGUUCAACCAGCAAAUUAUGUUUGUGCUUCAUUGGAAAUACAUGGUCGAGACUUUUUCUAUAAAAUGGCUGUUCAUUUGAUUAUCCUUCAACUUUUUUUUAUGGGAUAUCCAACAACUUUCGAAACAUGCCUCCCCUGUACCACUGAAUUCAAUACAUGUGAGUUAAUCCAGUUUGUCACUGUAUAUCCUGCAUGUUUUUAAGGCUUAUUUAUUUGUAUAGAUCAGGUUUAAUAAGUAGUUUGUAUUUUUAGGCUCAUUUUAGUCUACCUAUCACCCCCCCGCCCCUCCCCCAAAGUAUUUCAGAAAUCUAUCGGCCGUUGUAUUUAAAGACAAAUCAACAAGAAACACGGGAAUUUGUGAUGUUGAGCUCAGCCCAUCCAAUCAACUACUUUAUAUGAUGAACUUCAUAAGCUUAACUGUUUCCCUUACUGGCGGCUUCCUUAGUGUGUGUGUGUGUCUGUGUGCGUGGCUGGUAGCCAGGCGUCUGGAUCAACAAUGGAUCGGUUAGUGUGGCCAUUUUUCUCUGUGUCUUGUUCUUGGUCUCCAGCAUUCGGACAUCCCAAGGAUUAUCUUUGAUUUUUUAUUUGUCACGUUGUGUUCUGUUCCCGACGCAACAGGAAACUGUAAGAUAAUUCUUCUUGCAACUCAUGCCUUUCAGUACAAACCAACCCUCUUAACUAUAAGGCAGGAAUACGGAAAGAAAAAAGUUCAAAGAAAUUAAUGUAUAUAUUGUAGUAGUGUUUGUUUCUCGUAGAAACACACUGGUUCCAAUCUGUAAAUAAGUUGUUCAUUUCCUUUUCCCCAAGAGGAGGAAAACUGUACAUACUUUCCCUUCAGUAACUUUUUUUAUUAUUGUUUUUCCUUCAUUUGAUGAUUUAUUAUUUUAAUAUUAUUUGCAAUAUUUCUCUUGUAUUAAUGCGUUGGACCCUUUAUUAAUGGUGCAUUAAAAUAUUUUUUAAAUAA
This is a messenger RNA of Hypomesus transpacificus, 8803 nucleotides long. It is a transcript of the gene setd1a, whose product is annotated as SET domain containing 1A, histone lysine methyltransferase. The coding region runs from base 106 to 6810 and encodes 2234 amino acids. The transcript has 21 exons. Lineage: Eukaryota; Metazoa; Chordata; Actinopteri; Osmeriformes; Osmeridae. Gene Ontology annotation, molecular function: RNA binding; histone H3K4 methyltransferase activity; protein binding. The record is from RefSeq and is a predicted model, not a curated record. Gene Ontology annotation, cellular component: Set1C/COMPASS complex.